Molecule: messenger RNA, 441 nt
Organism: Penicillium hordei
Lineage: Eukaryota; Fungi; Ascomycota; Eurotiomycetes; Eurotiales; Aspergillaceae
Exons: 2
Coding region: 1-441 (146 amino acids)
Source: RefSeq, a predicted model, not a curated record
AUGGUCCCAUAUUCCUUCUUCGCCAAGGCCAUAUAUGCAGACAUGGAUGCCUCGGAAGUUCUUCGGAUUAUUGGCGCACUCAAUACGCGCACCCUCCAGGCAGAACGCCGCCAGGCGAGAGCCGAACAGGAGAUAGUCACCAUACGGGAAUCGCUCAACCAAUCCAGGAGCGAGUUGGAGGAAAUAGUCCGACUGACCGAACUUCUUUACGAGGUUAAUCGGCGAAUGGGUUCUAUGAUGGACUACCUAUUCAAAGAGCAUGGGAUCAAGCAUGGGCAUGAGGACGCCCGUUCAUUUGAUUUGAUGUUUGAUUUGGUGGUGAAGCGGCUGGAGGCGGAGGGGCCAGGGGAGCCUCCAAAGUGCGACCAUGAGGGUGGAGAUCUCACCGGCAGCCGUGCCUCCGCACCGGCAGAGCUGAGCAGUGGGCGAGGUGCAAUCUGA